Messenger RNA from Labrus mixtus (cuckoo wrasse), 3929 nucleotides. It is a transcript of the gene prnpb, whose product is annotated as prion protein b. Gene Ontology annotation, biological process: protein homooligomerization. The transcript is spliced from 2 exons. NCBI's taxonomy places the organism in Eukaryota, Metazoa, Chordata, Actinopteri, Labriformes, Labridae. Gene Ontology annotation, cellular component: membrane. The coding region runs from base 164 to 1639 and encodes 491 amino acids. The record is from RefSeq and is a predicted model, not a curated record.
UACUUGCUGCACAUCAAAACGAGCGCACUCCAUUUAGACGACUCUGCAACGACAAGUAGCCCAAACACCAUAACGGUUCUGGGAAAGAGGGAGAUCAGACAUCAACACUUUGCAGCCGAUUAACCAUCAAAACAUUCAGAUAUAGGGCGUCAGUUCAAGGGACAUGAUGAGGAGGUUGUGUGAGUUGACACGCGUGUCCAUCCUUGUUUUGUUACUGUUGAACACUCAGUCAACAUGGGCUAAGAGAGGCAGCAGCAGCAGUAGCAGCAGCAGGAAAACAUCAUCCACCAGCAACAAGGGUGGGACACAAACUAAACCAUCCACUCAGCCAGGAAACUACCCACGACAGCCGCAGAGUCCCAACCGAAACCCCAAUCCUUAUCCAGGUGGUGGAAGUUAUCCAGGAGCGGGCAAUACUAACCCAGGAGGAGUUCCCAGACAAAAUCCAGGAAGUAAUCCAGGAGCUGGUGGUUACCCCAAUCAGUAUCCUGGAAGAGCCAAUCCUGGAGGUUAUCCAAACCAGAAUCCUGCAGGAGGUUAUCCGCACCAGAAUCCUGCAGGAGGUUAUCCGCACCAGAAUCCUGCAGGGGGUUAUCCAGCAGGCGGAAACCCAGCAGGGUAUCCCCAAAACCCAGCAAGAGGGAAUUAUCCAAAUCAGUAUCCAGCUGCUGGAGGCAACCCAGCAGGAGGUGGCUAUCCCAACCAGUAUCCAGGCAGAGCUGGUACCAACCAAGGAGGAUAUCCAAACCAGUACCCAGCAGCAGGUGGUUACCCUGUCAGAGGUGGAAAUACUGGACAGGGUUGGGGUCAGGGUGGUGUGAAUCCAGGGGGUUACCCUGGUCAAGGUGGUGGAUACGGUGGUGGUGGUUACGGCGGUGGUUACGGCGGUGGUUACGGCGGUGGUUACGGUGGCGGUUACGGCGGCGGCGGCGGUUACCCCAACUGGAACCCGAAUAAUAAGAUCCUCAGUCCUCGCUUUGGUGGAGGAGGCUAUGGGCAGGGAGGCUAUGGACAGGGAGGCUACGGGAUGGGAGGGGGUUCUCCCUUCUCCCGUUCAGUACAGAGUAUGGGAUACCAGCCUCAGUCGUCAGGUUUUGCUAAAAAAGCCAUGUUAGCGGCAGGUGUUGGUGCUGUAGCUGGAAUGGCUGUUGGGUAUGGACUUGGGCGUUUCCCUCGACCACAUUUCAAUUUCCGAAACCCUGAAGAAGAGCAGUAUUACAACAGCUACAUGUACCGUCGUUAUGGCACCCAAUCUACAGACCAAAAAGACUUUGGCCGUGACUAUGUCUACAAGCCCCCACCAAGGGCCGAUUCUUAUGACAGCUUCAUGGAUAAAUGCAUGAACAGGACUGUCAAAGAUCAGAGCAGCACCACUCCUAAAGGUACGACGGGAGGCGAUAAGGAGGAUGACGACACAGUCAGCAUUGAGGAGAUUGGAUACCCAGCCCUGAUUGAGCAAGUGAAGGCCCGGCGCUGUGUCGAACAGUACAUGGUCUACUCUGAGCGCUUUUUGGAGGAACGAAAAGCUGAGCCGCAAGUCAUGCCGCCUGCUGGCGGGAACAGCCCUCCGAGCUACGGUGUGAUGCAGCUCUUAACCUCCCUCUGUGUGCUACUGUCCAGCAUGCUUCUUCUCCAGUAAAACAGUUAUCCUCCCUGUCACCAGGCCCCAUAUGGAUUUCUACUUCCUCCAUUAUAGCUGCAUGUCUGCAUUGUGCUACGGUAUAUUAUCCCCAUAGUAAACAAUAGCUGUACACUUAAAAGUUCUUAUGGUCAGUCAGUCAUUUACUUAACUAACAAAACAAGAUACAGUAAUGUGUAUGUGUAAAGGAGUCAAACUUUGAUUUUGUUAGAUCUUCAGUUUUGUGAUGUGCAAGCUUCACUCCUAACUUUUUUUUUUUUUUCAUCUCAGAUGUUUUGCACUUUUUUACUUCAGGUUAUUGUACACUGAAUGCAUAGCCAUUCAGGGCUAUUUUAGUUGUUUGUUUGUGACAGUUUACUUUGACGCUACUGUUUAAAUAGGAAUGUAACUUUAUAAGAUCUAUCUACAAUAACAUCCAACUAACACCAUUUAUUUACAUACAUUUAUUUCACUUUCCACAUUCCAAUAUAUCAGACUGUUUUGUUCAAGUGGUUAUUCCUGUUUUCUGUUUGUAUCAUAUAUAAGCAUCUUAAAGCCAUGGUUCCACUUCUAAAUUGGGAUACAUUUCAACAUAAAUAUAGACAGAUGAGGUCGAAGACCAGUCAUCAUACUGUAGAGUCUCUACUGUAGAGAAAAAACUGAGAGAUAAUGAUACUUACAGAAUAAUUAAAGGCAAGGCAUGAGUCAUGAUAAUUGCAUUCUCUCCACAAUGUGGCUGUUACAUAUUACAAGAUGAUGCCCUGAAGUAUUUCUUGUAAACCACUGUUAUGACCACACUCUUGGCUGCAAAAUACUCAACCUUAGUGGGAACUAUUAAACGCUAAUUCCCUUUUUUUUUUUGUAAACCACAAUAAUAACAAACAGUUGUAUACUUGCAUGAGAAAACAAGUGAAUAAUGGCCCUAACUCUUCUCAGGUACUUUAUACUCACACUUUGUUUAUUGUUAGGUACAGUAGGUAGGAUUGCAUGUAACAGCCCUCAACAGCCAAUGGGCAUCAGUGAACAUGUCUCCUUUGACGUUCAACAGAUGCCGUCAUUAGCAGAGCUCUGGUGUUGCUUUUUUGCCUGCAGCUAUUUGAUAACAGUGCAUUUGUCGUCUUGAGCGGUGUCUUUAUCUGUUCAUUACAAGUUUGCUGAAAACUGAAGCUAUAUUGAAGUUCUGCACAGAAAACUCCUGCAUCAAUUCCUAUUUUAAUCCUAGAUUCUGGCAUCCAAUGAGUCAUUUAUAUCUGCACUUUCACCUUACUCAUCUCUUACUUAUUGUCAUUUCUUACACAUCAGUUUGAUACGAUUUACACUGGAACUAAAAGCAAAAAUUGGGCAAUGAGGAGAUUAAAAGUUGCUGGUUUAGAGAAAAUGUGGAAGUUUUAGAGGGCGUAGUCUCACUGCUGUAAUGUUGUGGAGAAUUGCUUCCGAUCUCUAUGCCAACCCUGGAAAUACUUGUUCAGUCUCCUAGAAAAAUCUCUAGACUUUCCAGUCUGGUUUUCCAGGUUUGAGCUGGUCAACACAUCUCAUGUUCUAACUGUCAUCAUUCGAAUCUUUAAACACAGUGAGAUGGAUAUAAUAGGUGUAGUUGUUUGGUCUACUACAGAUAUCUUGGUUUGCCUUUCCUGAACCUGACUCCACCUGGCUGUCAUGGCAAAUUACUUUUGUUCUUCUGGACCUUUCACUCUGAGUGAGUUGUGUCACUGUGUAUAGUGUUGUUGAUCUGUACAUUAGAGAUUCAGUUCCAAUCUUUGCUUUCAUUUUAAACCUGCCUGAUGUAAUGUAUUUUAUUUCUCUCUGGGUUUUGUAAAGCACUUUCUAAUUAUUUUUGAAGGUAUUUUCACCCAAGCUAAAAAAAAACAACGUUCUGAUUGAAUUAAAACUAUUUGGGGAAAGUCCAGCAGGGUACAGUUCAAAUAUGUGUAUUUUUCUGGAUGUAGUUUUACGAUGCUGGUCUAAAACCAUACAUGUAUUUUAUACCCCUCCCAGUUAAUUUGUUUUAGUGCUACACAGAGGGGGUUUCUCCUGUUAUUUUUUUAAUAAUGGCAACAAUGAUAAAUUGAUUUAAAUUAGAUUUUGACAUCUUUGUACUAUUUGGGCUGUAGGAUAUCUGUGAAGUGCACUUACUCCCCUUCUGGAUUAGAUAUUCCGUGACUGCGUCAUUGAGCUCAUGCUGAGAAGGAUUAUCUGUGUGACUCUUCUGGUCCUCACCUGCAAAUGAAACACUUUCGGUACUCAUCAAAUACUAUGGCUGAUUUUGGUUUGUCAUGGAUGUUAUGUGUUAAAUAAAAUAACUAACAAAUCA